GAAGGCUUCAGAGAUGCCUCCAUACAGGAGCUGAGCAAGGGAGUGAGAAUGAGGAGGGGAAUCAUCAUGAGGAAGUUCCUGGGGAAGUGGAACCGCAUGGGACGUUUGUGGGAAGAGCUGAAGGGAAUUUUCCCCAGUGCUUGGAGCAGGCAGAAGCCUGGGGAAGUUGGCACAGGUCAGAGAGGCUUCUGGGAAACCACCCAGGGAAGAAAGUGGAUGAAUCUAGUAAUGGUGGGGGAGGAGAGGAGAAUCGCAGAGCGCAGCAGACAAAUCCCAAGGAAGAGACACCCUGGCACUACCUUCAGUGUGGGAAAGAAUUCAUUGUGAGAUCACAGCUUGUGACACAUCAGACUAUCCAUACUGGAGAGAAACCCCUUCAAUGCUUGGACCAUGGGGAAAGCUUCAAUAAGCUCUCAGAUCUUAAUAACCACGGGAGAAGCCACAGUGGAGAAAAACCCUCUCAAUCCCUCAAGUGCGGGAAAUGUUUCAUUUCGAAGACACAAAUAAUUAGACAUCAGUUAAGCCUCACAGGGGAGAGACCCCACAAGUGCGUGGACUGUGGGAAAAGUUUCAAACAUAGGUCAGACCUUGUUAAACAUCAGGCAAUCCACACAGGAGAAAGACCCCAUAAGUGCUUGCAGUGUAGGAAAAGCUUCAUAAGAAAGUCACACCUUGUUGAACAUCAGUCAGUCCACACAGGAGAGAGACCCCACAACUGCAUGUACUGUGGGAAAAGUUUCAUAAGAAGGUCACACCUUGUUUAUCAUCAGACAAUCCACACAGGAGAGAGACCCCACAAGUGCUUGGACUGUGGGAAAAGUUUCAUGAAAAGCUCAGACCUUGCUAAACAUCAGGCAUUACACACAAGAGAAAGACCCCACAAGUGCUUGGACUGUGGGAAAAGUUUCACACAGAAGUCAGAGCUUGUUAAAUAUCAGGCAAUCCACACUGGAGAGAGACCCCACAAGUGCUCGGACUGUGGGAAAAGUUUCACAGAGAGGUCAAACCUUGUUAAACAUCAGGCAAUCCACACAGGAGAAAGACCCCACAUGUGCUCGCAGUGUGGGAAAAGCUUCAUAAGAAAGUCAAAUCUUGUUGAACAUCAGGCCAUCCAUACAGGAGAGAGACCCCACAAGUGCUUGGAGUGUGGGAAAAGUUUCAUAAGAAGGUCACAGCUCGUUUAUCAUCAGGCAAUCCACACAGGAGAGAGACCGCAUAAGUGCUUGGACUGUGGAAAAAGUUUCAUAACAAGGUCACACCUUGUUAAACAUCAGGCAUUACACACAGGAGAAAGACCCCACAGGUGCUUGGACUGUGGGAAAAGUUUCAUACAGAGGUCAAACCUAGUUCAUCAUCAGACAAUCAACACAGGAGAGAGACCCCACAAGUGCUUGGACUGUGGGGAAAGUUUCAUACAAAGGUCAGACCUUGCUGAACAUCAGGCAAUCCACACAGGAGAGAGACCCCACAAGUGCUUGGACUGUGGGAAAAGUUUCAUACAAAGAUCAAACCUUGUUAAACAUCAGGCACACCACACAGAAGAGAGACCCCACAAGUGCUUGGACUGUGGGAAAAUUUUCAUACAGAGGUCACAGCUUGUUCAACAUCGGGCAAUCCACACAGGACAGAGACCCCACAAGUGCUUGGACUGUGGGAAAAGUUUCAUAAGAAGGUCACACGUAGUUCAUCAUCAGGCAAUCCACACUGGAGAGAGACCCCACAAGUGCUUGGACUGUGGGAAAAGUUUCAAAAGAAGGUCACACCUUGUUUAUCAUCAGGCAAUCCACACAAGAGAGAGACCCCACAAGUGCAUGGACUGUGGGAAAAGUUUCAUACAAAGAUCAAACCUUGUUAAACAUCAGGCACUCCACACAGAAGAGAGACCCCACAAGUGCUUGGACUGUGGGAAAGGUUUCAUAGAGAGGUCAAACCUUGUUAAACAUCAGGCGAUCCACACAGGAGAGAGACCCCACAAGUGCUUGGACUGUGGGAAAAGCUUCGUAAGAAAGUCAAACCUUGUUGAACAUCAGGCAAUCCACACAGGAGAGAGACCUCACAAAUGCUUGGACUGUGGAAAAAGUUUCAUAAGAAGGUCACACCUUGUUCAACAUCAGGCAAUCCACACAGGAGCGAGACCACACAAGUGCUUGGACUGUGGGAAAUGUUUUAUACAGAAGUCACACCUUGUUCAGCAUCAGGCUAUCCACACAGGAGAGAGACCCCAUAAGUGCUUGGUCUGUGGGAAAAGUUUCAUACAAAGUUCAGACCUUGUUAAACAUCAGGCAUUACACCCAGGAGAGAAAUCCUAUAACUGCUUUCAUUGUGGGAGUAGUUUCAUACAGAUUUCACACCUUGUUCAACAUCAGUCAGUCCACACAGAAGAGAAUCCACAAGUGCUUGGACUGUGGGAAAAGUUUCAUGGGGAGGUCAGACCUCAUUAAACAUGGAAGAAUCCACACAAGAUGUAAAGUUCUGUGACACAUGGCAAGAAAGUGUUAAGCAACUUGCAUGUAAUUUACUCAUGUUCAGCGUUUAGAGAGAGAUUUUAAAAGUGUGUCCACUUUAGAUAAGGUAGAGUUUGAAAUGUAAACAUGUAUUGUUAAAGAAUUGGAAGAAGAGGGGUAACUGUAUUGGUCUAUGUUUAACUAUAUCUUGUUAGAGGUUAACAAUGUAUCCCAAGCGUUCCUGUGUUCUGUUAAUUCAGGGAUCAAUAAUUUAGAAAUUAUACCCAUCGCCCAUUCCACCUGCCCAAUUCUAGCUCAGUCUUUGAAUUUGCUGGGGGUAGGGGCUAAAAGAUGGAGGGAAUGUUUAUAGCUGAAAUAUGUUUUGCAAGGUUAAUGUGAAUUGGAUCUGUUCCGCUCUCCUGCUCGGAUAUUUUCCCUGGCGAUCCUGGAGACAGAAAGGAGCAAGUAUUACCAUCUUGGCUACCAAUCCCCACGGUGAUUUUCUACACUAGCAAUUCUCAAACUGGGGGGCAGAACCUCCCAAUGGAGGAACAGAAAUGUGUCAAGGGAGGCGUGAUCAGUGUGGGUAGUUGUUUUUUUUAAGAGCACUGGCUGUCGUCCCCAGGUGGUUGGGGCUCAUGAAGAAGGAACAGGCCCAUCUGGGAGGUGGGGAUAAAUGCUCAGGCUCUCUAACCCAGGUGAAGCAGCAGCACAGAAGUAGGGGUGUCAAUGGGGUGAUAAGUCUGUUGUGAACAGCGAUAUUGAGGAACAUCACUUUUUACGUAGCCACCCUCACUUCUGUGCUGCUAUUGGACGACUUCAGAGCUGGGCACGUCGCCAGCAACUGCUCUGCCGUUAGAGCUGAGUGGCGAUAUAUGUGCUUGUGAGGGUGCGGGUGUAAAUGAGCAGAGACACAAAGUUUGUGUUGGGGGAGCUGAUAAAACACCUUUGAGAGCCACUGGUCUACACUAUUGUGGUCACCACAUUUACAGAAUGAUAAAUCUUCUCCAAAGUGUGUCUUGUGAGGUAUCAUAGGGAAAGUCAUCGCCUGCUGAAUAUUAUUGUCCCAUUAGAAUGUCUAUCAGCACUUUCCAUGGAGCUCGGAGAGUUUGCUGUAUGUUUGUUACAUGCUGUAAAGCUGGAAAACGCCCACAGACGAGCUCCCCAGAGACAGUGGCACCUGCACACCAGCUAGGUGCUAAGUGGCCAGUAAUUGCUCAGCCGGUCCUUCACCAGCUGUGGAGCUGGGAACAAGAGAGUUAUAAUUCAACGGAAGGACGGCUGGACGCCCACUCAGGCCACUGACUGACUAUCACCUGCCCCCCAGCUGGGGGUUGAACCUCAAAGAGGAGAGUGGUACAAAAGCACAACGCAGAAUUGCCUCCAUUUUCACCUCUCCUCUCCCAUCUUUACAGAAGGCAAGAAUAUGACUUGAAAGGCAACAGGGGCCGUGGAGUGGAGAGGACGGACCAAGGCUGGAAGGAAAUCCAGCCUGGGUACUCAGAACUGUGAACUGCCUCCAAUAGCAGGUGGGGUGCAAAAACCUCCUUGCUUCACAUUUUCCUUAAAUUGGUAACAUUUAGGAUUUAAAUGCAUGUUUUAUUUUUAUAUUUUUAACCGAUUCUGAUCUUUGACAUCCAUCUCCCUUGUAAUCCCUGAAAACCCCCUUGCUCCAGUUAGUAAAGUGGUUUUAGUGUU
Messenger RNA from Mauremys mutica (yellowpond turtle), 4142 nucleotides. RefSeq names its product zinc finger protein 850-like. The record is from RefSeq and is a predicted model, not a curated record. Lineage: Eukaryota; Metazoa; Chordata; Testudines; Geoemydidae. The coding region runs from base 720 to 2441 and encodes 573 amino acids. The transcript has 2 exons.